Anthonomus grandis grandis is the source of this 1442-nucleotide messenger RNA. RefSeq lists its product as uncharacterized. The record is from RefSeq and is a predicted model, not a curated record. Bases 243 to 1322 code for a protein of 359 amino acids. Gene Ontology annotation, molecular function: sequence-specific DNA binding. The transcript has a single exon. NCBI's taxonomy places the organism in Eukaryota, Metazoa, Arthropoda, Insecta, Coleoptera, Curculionidae.
AGCUCGUUGGCAGCAGUGAUCACGGUAAAGUUGUUUUGGUUUGUGUUGGGACCCUAUAUAAAAAUAUAUUAUCCAACUACUAUAUUUACAACAUAAAACCUUUAAAAACAUAAAUACAUGUUAACUUACCCAGCACAUAAUAAUGCUUUACUGUUAACCAUAAUUCUUACAAAAAACCACCACCAGUAUAUUCCUUAAAACAUUUCUUUAUUGUGAGUGUGUAAAGUGGCUAUUGUAAAGCAAUGGGUGGUUGUCGGUGCUCUUAUAAGUCCUGCUUGAACACCACUAAACUCGCAGACAACAUCCACUUCUUCCAUUUCCCAGUAAACAACAGGGAACGGUGCAUUACUUGGAUAGAGAACUCGGGGAAACCGAACUUUUAUGACUUAGAAGAAGAUCAGCUUCGCAACAAAGUUAUUUGUGAAGUUCAUUUUGAGGAAAAGUAUUUCACAAACAAUCAAAGAAGGAGACUUGCAUUGUCCGCAAUACCAACCCUUGACGGAGACUAUAUGGAACAACCAACAUCUCCAAUGGAGCCUGAUCCAGCUCCAGUUUACACACCUUCAAAUCAGUAUAAUGAUGUGAGAGUUAUACCAGCCAAUGAUGAUGGCACAGUUUUUGUAUUGGACACUGAAAAUAUGUUCACCAUUUCACCCAAAAUUGAGUCUUAUAUUAUUAAAAAUGGGGUCUUAGUUAAAACAAACUCUGCCCAACCUACUCGUAACACACAAGGGAAACCUGCUAAGCCCCCAACAUCAAAUCGAUUUACAAAAGUUUCUGGUAAUUCAUGCAUUUUAACUGCAGCAGAGAAAGAAAUCGCUAAUAUAAACACCCCUCCUGGACCAACAAAAACUGUUAAACCAACUGUAGUGCAACCAAGUAGUUCUAGUAUGGAAGUUGUUCCCAUUGAUAAUGAGGAACAAGAAAGCGUUGAAGUAGUAUAUGAAAAUGGUUCAAGUGAACCACAGAAACCAGAAGUUGUUACACCAUCAGCACCAAAACCUGGAGUAAAUAAAAACUAUUUAAAGAAAAUCAAGCAGCACAGUCGAGACAUCGCUAGCAUCAAAAGAAUGUUAAAGGAAAAGAUAAUGGAGCCACCCAAACCAGAUAUUAAGACUAUUUUGAGUGAGCUGCAACCACAAAUACCUGCAAGCUUAUUUACUAUUAUUAGUUUAAUUUUGGGCGAGAAAAACGAGUUAGAUGAGGAGGAUAUUGAAUUUUUUACAACUUUUCAUAGAGGGUCACCUGAAACCUAUCAAAUGCUCUCUCUGAAGUAUAAGUGGAACCUACCGAGUGUUGAUAUUGUAGAAACUUCUGAAUAGUUAAUUGUGUUUUAUGCAUAAUAUUGUAACAUUUGUUUUAAUCUUAACACUUCUUUUUUAUUUAUUCAGACUUUAUAAUGAUUAUGUAUUAUGAAUAAAUUAUAGUGUUUUUCACAAGAA